Molecule: messenger RNA, 1789 nt
Organism: Caretta caretta (loggerhead turtle)
Lineage: Eukaryota; Metazoa; Chordata; Testudines; Cheloniidae
Source: RefSeq, a predicted model, not a curated record
ACGGGAUCCGGGGAGGAACGAGGACACAGCCUGAAUGUGGGGAGAGUGAGGGGGGAAGGCAGGAUCCCACGGCCCACGGGGGGAGACAUGGACAGGAUGGAGUCAAUCCUCGGGCCGAGCGUGGGGAUGGACUCAGCCCGAGACCAGACCUGGCUCCGCACCAGAGGCUGGCCAUGGGGCAGCAAUCCCACAGUUGCCUCAACUGCGGCAAGAGGUUCGGCAACGCCUCGGCCCUGACCCAGCACCGGCGCACGCACAGCGGGGAGCGGCCCUUCCGCUGCGCCGACUGCGGCAAGGACUUCAUCCGAGCCUCCGCCCUGACCCAGCAUCGGCGGACGCACACCGGGGAGCGGCCCUACCGCUGCGCCGACUGCGGCAAGGACUUCGCUCAGCUCUCCCACCUGACAGCGCAUCAGCACACGCACACCGGGGAGCAAUGGUACCGCUGCGCCGACUGCGGCCAGAGCUUCUGCUGGGCCAAGUCGCUGAGUCGGCACCGGCGCACCCACACCCAGGAGUGGCCGUACCGCUGCGCCGACUGCGGCAAGGGCUUCAGCCAACAGGCAAACCUUACCAGGCACCUAGCCACGCAUGCUAAUACCUCUCUGCCACCACCAGGACCUGAGGGGCUCCCGGGGGCCUGGCACAGCUCCAGCAGAUGCAGACCAGGCUGUGGUCCUGUCUUCGUGAUGUCCAGUGGAGAGUCCAUGUCGGGGCAAGGAAGGGAAUUUGGCUGAGCCCUGUGGGGAAGGGGUUGACAGCUGGAUUAUGGAGAUGCCCAUGAGCUUAUUGUGCCUUCAGAGCAAUUGGUCACGGCCUACUCCAUUAGUGUGACCCUCCCACCCCAUCUAGCUGGGAUCCAGCCAGGACGCUCCCUGCCCUGCCAUCUAGCCAGGACCCACCCUUCUCUCUCUGUCUCUCUCUCUUACACACACACACACACACCUCCAGCCAGGAACUCCCCCCCACAACAGGGGUGGGCAAACUUUUUGGCCUGAGGGCCACAUCAGGGUUGGGAAACUGUAUGGAGGGCCCGGUAGGGAAGGCUUUGCCUCCCCAAACAGCCUGGCCCUAUGUCCCCUAUCUGCCCCCUCCCACUUCCCACCCCCCUCAGAACCCCUGACCCAUUCAAGACGCCCCCCUGCUCCUUGUCCCCUGACCGCUCCCUCCCGGGGCCCCCCGUCUCUAACCGCCCCCCAGGACCCAACCCCCUAUCCAACUACUCCCUGUGCCCUGAGUGCCCCAAUCCCUAUCCACACCCCUGGCCCCUGACAGGCCCCCCCGGGACUCCCACACCUAUCCAACCCCCCCCCCACUCCCCUGUUCCCAGUCCCCUGACCGCCCCCCACGAACCUCCGCCUCCCUGCUCCUUGUCCCCUGACUGCCCCCUUACCAAGCUCCUCAGAGCGGUAAGAGCUCGCAGCCAUGCCCCCGGGCUUCCCGGCAGGAGUGGCGGGCCAGAGCGCAGGCGGCGUGCUGAAGCUGCGGGGGAGGAGGGACAGCAGGGGAGGGGCCGGGGCUAGCCGCCCUGACCGGGAGCUCAGGGGCUGGGCAUGAGGGUCCCACAGGCCGGAUGUGGCCUGCGGGCCGUAGUUUGCCCACCUCUGCCCCACAACCAUCAGCUCCAGCCAGGACACUCCAGAGGUGGGAUUUGCCGUCCCAUCUCAGCGUGGAUUGGUCUGAGGGACAGGGCGGGACAGCCUGGUCCGUGUGAUUGGAAGAAGACUCGGGAACUGCUCAUGCUGUCUAUUUUAAAUAGAAACGUGAUCAAUAAGAAAUAUAUAACAAA